AAAUCUACUGCAAGCAUGUAUCCGUUGGAGCGUGCAGCAUUUCUUGAGAAAGAAGAUGAAAUGGAAGUUGUUCAUGCUGUAGCAGCCACAGCUGGAGAAACAGAGGCAUCAGACAAUGUGAACACUCAUUUUAUCUGCUUCACAUGUGUCGACGGGGAACUUUAUGAGCUUGAUGGAAGAAAGUCGGGACCAAUUUCGCAUGGGGCUUCCUCACCAAGUAGCUUAUUGCAGGAUGCGGCGAAAGUCAUAAAGAGCAUGAUCCAGAAAAAUCCAGAGUCACUCAACUUCAACGUCAUUGCCCUUCAUAAGAAAGAGGGAAUGGCAAGUACAUCUUAA
Messenger RNA from Hibiscus syriacus, 336 nucleotides. Its product is annotated as ubiquitin carboxyl-terminal hydrolase 3-like. The coding region runs from base 16 to 336 and encodes 106 amino acids. Gene Ontology annotation, molecular function: cysteine-type deubiquitinase activity. The record is from RefSeq and is a predicted model, not a curated record. NCBI's taxonomy places the organism in Eukaryota, Viridiplantae, Streptophyta, Magnoliopsida, Malvales, Malvaceae. Gene Ontology annotation, cellular component: cytoplasm. The transcript is spliced from 5 exons. Gene Ontology annotation, biological process: ubiquitin-dependent protein catabolic process; protein deubiquitination.